Messenger RNA from Cucumis sativus (cucumber), 548 nucleotides. RefSeq lists its product as uncharacterized. The coding region runs from base 90 to 359 and encodes 89 amino acids. The record is from RefSeq and is a predicted model, not a curated record. NCBI's taxonomy places the organism in Eukaryota, Viridiplantae, Streptophyta, Magnoliopsida, Cucurbitales, Cucurbitaceae. The transcript has a single exon.
CUCCCUUCGAUCUUCAUCUUCUCCAUUCCCUUUCUCUCUCAUCAUCACAAAAACAAAAAGGAAAAUCAACAGCAGAGAAGGUCCGGUCGAUGGGGAAAUUCGUUGAAUUGUUGGACGUAGGAGUAAGAAUGGCGGCGAGAUUUCACUCUCACUGUCCUCAAACUGCACGGCUCUACUACCAUCCUCCCUCCGAUCACGACUCCGACGGCCACCACCACCACCACCAUUAUUUGCACCAGAUUUUUCAGGCGUACGACGGCGGACACUCAACGGAGCUAGUGACGGCAUAUGGAAUGAAGACGGUGGCCAUGGAUGGGAGUUUUGAUGCGGAGAAUGUGUUUCAUUCGGCGGAUUUUUGAUGAUGUUGAAUUGAUUUAGUGGUUUUCUUUUUUGGUGUAAUUUAUGAAUUGUGCAUGCCAUUACACAUGCCAAUUGAUAGCUGAAAUUGUUAUAAAUAAAAAGAAAAUACAAUUGUUUUACGGAUACAAAAAAAUUCAAAUGAAAGAGUUUCGAUUUUUUGGAAUAAUAUUUGAGAUUGAAAUUAAUUA